UUGUUUGGUACGUUAUUGUUUUGGGUUCAAUGAGCACCAAUAUAAACACACUCGUGACAAAGAAAAUGAACUUUGGAACGAAAAGAGCAAUGGCUUCUUACGCAGUUUGGGCUUUAAUUUCCUUUGCAGUGUUAUCUUUGGGGAGCUGCAGAUAUGCAGAAGAUGAGGACUCUGCUAGAAACUUAUUCAAGUUGUGGCAGAAAGAAUAUGAGGUACAGUAUGACAGCUAUCUCCAGGCGGAGGAAAAGUUCCAUGUUUUCUGGGACAACAUCAAGUACAUCAACAAUCUUAAUAAGGAGUACAGUGGUGAGACAGAGUUCGCCCUGAACCAUUUUGCUGCCAUGACAACCAAAGAAUUCAAGCAGAAAAUACUGAUGCCAAAAAGACAGCCGCCAGUUUUUGAUGAAUCAAGAUAUAUCCGUGAUAGACUGGGUCGAGACAUUCCAGACUCAUUUGACUGGGUAGAGAAAGGAAGAGUGACACCAGUCAAGGACCAAGGGGAUGUUGGCACUUGCUGGGCCUUCAGCGCUGUUGAGAAUAUUGAGGGUCAGUGGAUAGCCGCGGGUCAAAAGAUGACCAACUUAUCUGUGGAGCAAGUCGUGGAAUGUGACAGUAACGUGGAUCACUCAGGGAACUCCACACAUGCGGACUGUGGUGUGUUUGGUGGAUGGCCGUACCUUGCAUACCAGUAUGUUAUGAAGGCUGGAGGCAUGGAAACUGGGGAAGAUUACAGUUACUGCUGUGGUCUGGGAGGCAAGCCCGGGACUUGCUCCAUCUGCCCGGCAGCGGGCUACAACUGGACCCUGUGCGGUGAUCCAACCUGGUUUUGUAACAUGACACAAAGCUGUGGGGCUAAGAUUAACCCCAAGAAGUUUGUCCCUGGACUUAAAGUUGUGGACUGGAAAGCCAUCGAUGAGGAUGAAAACACAAUAGCUGAACAAAUGAUGACCAUUGGUCCAUUAUCUGUUGCCAUGGAUGCGACACUUUUGCAGCAUUACCACAAGGGCGUGUUUGACCCCAUCUUCUGCAGCAAGACAGCUCUGGAUCACGCGGUUCUGCUGGUAGGAUGGGGAGUUGAGAAGGACCUGUUCUCCACGAAGCCGUACUGGCGUGUAAAGAACUCCUGGGGCGCAAAGUGGGGAGAAAACGGAUAUUUCCGUAUGCUCCGAGGGUCAGGGAUAUGUGGUAUCAAUACAGCGGUGACGACCGCAGUUCUGCAGAAACCUUAGGGUUGGAUUUGGAUAGGAAGAAUAUUCCUUCUCCUUUGUGAAAACAUGAGUUAAUAAGAUGAUGACACUUUCAAAAUGAGAUUAGAUGAUUAAUUAUUCACUAAUAAAUAUUUUAUUUUAUUAUUAGCAGGUAAAAGUUUCAUAAGAUUGUUUUUUGCAAGGUCAUGAUUCUGAUAUUGUUAAGCUUUGAAAGAUUGUUUGCCACUUAAUAAAUCCAAGAUUGUAGAUUGGCAUAUAACCUUAAACUUACAUGUGAUUAUGGACCUCUGAUUUAUUUCUAUUCUAAUUGUGAACGAGUAGCUGUGGCUAAAAUGGAAAAUAGAGCUCCACCAUCUUUGCUGUUGUUUUGCCUUUGUAGACCAUCAUGGUGCUAGGAUUAUAUGUGUUCGAUUGUGAGAAUGUAUGUUUUUUAUGAAGUUUGAGAACUCAAUAUAUGAUUACCAUUAUUAUCUGUCAAAAACUGUGAAGUUUGUGAACCCAAUAUGUGAUUAUGAUUAUGAUCUUUCAAAAACUGUGAUAUAUUGUUUGUGUGUUACGUGAUAAACUAUGAUUCCGAAAAUAAUAUUUCUUUGAGAAAUAAAAAUGAGCAAACCUUU
Messenger RNA from Mya arenaria, 1825 nucleotides. RefSeq names its product cathepsin L-like. Lineage: Eukaryota; Metazoa; Mollusca; Bivalvia; Myida; Myidae. The coding region runs from base 30 to 1229 and encodes 399 amino acids. The record is from RefSeq and is a predicted model, not a curated record. The transcript has 10 exons. Gene Ontology annotation, cellular component: lysosome. Gene Ontology annotation, molecular function: cysteine-type endopeptidase activity.